Hydra vulgaris (swiftwater hydra) is the source of this 2387-nucleotide messenger RNA. Its product is annotated as hexosaminidase D. The record is from RefSeq and is a predicted model, not a curated record. Lineage: Eukaryota; Metazoa; Cnidaria; Hydrozoa; Anthoathecata; Hydridae. Gene Ontology annotation, biological process: carbohydrate metabolic process. Gene Ontology annotation, molecular function: hexosaminidase activity.
AAGAGAUUAUCUAACGUUUGACGUAAAUAUAUAUUUUUUAGUUUAAUAGACUAGCGUGACGUCAUCAGUACCAAAUAAUGCCCCAAAUGUGACUCUUAAUGCACUUUCAGAAAGACGCAAAAAAUGAUUAGAUUUGACUUGCGACUGAUUUUUGGAAUGAUUUUUUUCUUUGCUUUAUUUUAUUGGCUUCUAAUAAUGCCAAGUACAAAAGAAAAUAGUGAUGAAAAUUUGGGUCACCUUCAAAAUCAACAUAUCUAUUACAAACAAUCUAGUUAUGAUAAUUUGGAUUCUGCAAUACAGAAUGAAAAUGAAGUUGAUAACGUUAAAGAAUUUCAAAAACUCCAAAAAAAGUAUAAUGAGCUUAAUUCUCAUCAUUCAAAAGAGACAGAUAACCUUAAUAAUGAAAACAGUCUUUUAAAAGCUGCAAUGCAAAAGUCUCGGAAAGAAAUUCUGGAACUAUCAGAGCAGAUUGAGCGUUUAAAAGAUUCUAUAAAACAGAAGGAUAUACAUUUUGAUGCUACAUUAGAGUUAGAUAAACGUAUUUAUGAAAUAUCAGAACAAAAUGAUAAGUUACGUAAAGUGAAUUUGAUGAAAAAUAAAGACGAGGAACUUAUUAAGCCGUUUGACGGUUUAAAGUUAGUACAUUUUGAUUUGAAAGGUGCUCCACCCAAAAUUGACUACCUUAUUAGAAUGAUGAAGUUUUCUAAAGAACUAGGAGCUAAUGGGUUUUUAAUUGAAUAUGAAGACAUGUUUCCGUAUUCUAAUGAUCUAGCAUAUUUAGCUCGUCCCAAUUGUUACUCUAAAACAGAUAUAGAACUCAUAGUAAAAACUGCUCAGAAAGAAAAGUUGAUAAUUAUACCUCUAGUUCAGACUUUUGGUCAUCUUGAGUUCGCUUUGAAACAUGAAAAACUGCAACAUCUUCGUGAAAAUAAAUUGAUUGCCAACUCAGUUUGCCCUUUGAAUAAUGAUACAUAUGUGUUUUUAAAAAAUAUGAUUUAUCAAAUUCAUUCUGCUCAUCCGCAUUCAAAAUGGAUACAUCUUGGUGGGGACGAGGUAUGGAAUAUUAAAACAUGUGACAGAUGCAUAAAAUCUCCAUUGUCAACUGAUGAGUUGUUUACAGAUCACAUGAUGAAGUUAUUCAAAUAUACUAAGAGUUUCAAAACAUUAAAUAAUGAAAUGGUUGAGCCUGUGAUUUGGGAUGAUAUGUUACGUAACUGGUCAGUUGAGAAAUUGAAAAUAAUUGCAGAACACGUAUCACCUAUGGUAUGGGCGUAUGAAGCCGAACUAAAAGAUUACCGAAAAUUUCCUGAAGAUAUGUGGGAAAAAUAUAUAAAAUCGUUUCCGUUUAUUUGGAUAGCUAGCUCAUUUAAAGGUGCUCUGAAAGCAUGGUCUGACUUUGUUCCUAUAAAACAACAUUUAGAAAACCAUUUAUCUUGGUUGAGGAUAACAUCUAAAAUGCAAUCAACUAGCAUGAAAAUUUUAGGUAUAGCAUUAACUGGGUGGAGUCGGUAUGAUCAUUAUGGACCUUUAUGUGAACUUUUGCCUGCUGGAAUACCAUCUUUAGCAUUAUCAUUAGCUGUGCUAAAUAACGGUAAGUUUGAUGUAGAACUUCAUAAAACAGUUUCCAAAAAAUUAGGUUUCAACGAAACAUUCAAGAUUAAAAUUGAUCGUUUUAAUACUUAUAAACCAGAAAUAGCCAGUUAUGAUGGCGGUGACUGCUAUUACUUAGUAGGGUUAUUAGAAAACUCUUUAGGUUGGAAAGCACUAGCUGAGGCCCGUGAAAUAGGUUGGACACGUCCAUUUCAAAGUCGUUUAAAGCAUGUAAGUUAUUUUCAUUUAAACUUUACAAGAAAUGCUUUGAAUAUUAGCAAAAACAGCAUAUUAGAGGUUCAAAGUAAAGCUAGAGAGGUACUAAACAAAUAUUUUGAUUUGGAAACAGUUAAUGAAUGGUUAGUUGAUAAAGUGGAGUAUCAAAUUAAACGUAUUGAUAGUUCCAUUAAAAAAGUUUCACGUAUAUUAGACAGUUUUUAAUGUGAUUCAUCUUUUAUAAUUUUAAAUAAACACAAAAAUAAAAUGAUUGGUUGAAUUGGAAGUCAGUUUACUGGAUGAAUCGGACAGUUUACUGGAUGAAUCGGACAACUGGAAGCGCAACAUUCAUUUUGAGCCUGUUUCGACGUUUUGAAAUGGCUUCUAUUAGCUAAGGCUAGAAUUACAUUUUUUUGAAUUAUUUUUAUACUUGGUACUAUUCUGGUACUAAAUAUUUUAAAAUAAAGAAGGUUUUUGAUUUGUAAAUGUUUAAAAUUACUGCAUAAAAAUAUUUUUGUUACUUGUGUGGACAAUUUUACUAGUAACGGGCGUAAUUUGAAGAAACAUUCAUCAAACAUUAA